Messenger RNA from Thermochaetoides thermophila DSM 1495, 513 nucleotides. RefSeq lists its product as uncharacterized. The transcript has 2 exons. The coding region runs from base 1 to 513 and encodes 170 amino acids. Lineage: Eukaryota; Fungi; Ascomycota; Sordariomycetes; Sordariales; Chaetomiaceae. The record is from RefSeq and is a predicted model, not a curated record.
AUGGCAAAGCGUCAAACCUCGGGGACACAGGCCAGUGGAGCGGGUGAAUUGUGGCUCUUCCCGCCUUCCGAUUUUUCGGACGUCGAUGCCAAAAGGCCCCAACAGCAGGGGUCGUGCAGCCCCACAAUUCCCACUCAGAUCCAGAAUGGGACCCUUGCCAACCCCAGCCCAACCGCCGCCAAGGCCAGGCCUGAAAGAACGUCCUGGUCAAAGCCUCCCUGCCACCAAUGGCCCACCGCAUUGGACGGGCCGGGCUUUAACACCCACCGUCUUGUUCCAGCUCCGGGGGGGUUGGGCACUCGGAAAUGUGUCGAGAAACUCGAGAGACCGACAAGAAACAGCGCACUCUUCACGCACAGAAACGACGACGACGACGACGACGACGACGACGACGACGACGACGACGACGACGUCUGCACGGAGGGUAACGUGCACAGCGAGCUCAGCCCUGGGCGGUUGGGCAGUUGGCCACGCUCGAGAGCCGAGUCGCCCAUUGAACCAUCGAGCCAUUGA